AUGAUAGAACCCUCUGAAGACUCAUUUGAGACGAUGAUGGAGCGUAAGAAUCCAUCAUCAAAACAAAUGGAGUCCUCCGAGGGCUCAUCCAACACCACCGAGGAGACAGCAAGCGGAGCGCAGGAGGUGGCGGGGCCGGCCCACGGCCCCACCCAGGAAACGGAAGAGCUGCCCAUUGACCUCCACCAAGACAUGGAGGAGCCAUCCAGUGGCCCACAUAGGGAAAUUAAGGAUCCACCCAAUGACCUACUCCAAGACCUGGAGGAGUCACGCAACGGUGCACAUCAGGAAGUGGGGGGUCCAGUCAGCAAGGCACCUGGUAACAUGGAAGAAGCAGCAGUCAACCCUUGGGGAGACCUGGACGAGGAAGACUAUGACACUGACCUGACUGAAUGGGAAGAGGAGGAGUAUCCUGAAGAGCCGACCGAGGCCUCCGCCGGGGAGUUCAGGACCAGGCUGAGGUCCCUCAUCUCUCUGUACUUCCGGAUGCACGACCUCAAAGAACAGCAAAGGGUGGCGGAAGAGAUCUUGAUGAAAGGGAUCAGCGCGGGCCAGCUGCCCGUGCCCAAACGCUUCUCGGGCGACCGCCGGGAAUACCACGAGUUUGUGGUGCUCUGCCAGCUGAUCUUACAAAGCUACCCGAGGCACUUCUACAGCGACAGCCUGAGAGUCAGGUACGUCACCAGCCACCUCUCGGGCAUGGCUCUCGAAUGGGCCAAAGGUCUGGCGCAGGAAGACAGCCCCCUGAUUCGGGACUUCCCGGCCUUCCUGGAGUCCAUGUCAGAGAUGUUCGAGUACAGGCAGGCACUGCGUGUGGCGGAAGACGCCAUGCUCAACAUCAGGCAAGGGGAUCGCGCCGCCAUCGACUACAUCAACGAGUUCCGGAGCCUGAUACCCACCUUGGGCUGGGCAGACGAAGUCCUGCAGGCGCACCUGUGCCAGGGGCUCAAGGAGGAAAUCCGGUAUUAUCUGUUCCGGGUGCCUCAGCCAGACUCGCUGGACAGUCUGAUCGUGCUCAUCCUGCAGAUAGAAGAGAAGCUGGCCGAGAGAAGGGCCGUGCUCAGGCUGCCCCCCGAGAUCCGCCCUCGGAACAUGACCUGGAUCGACUCACCUGCUCCAGAGAGGUGGGGGGUCAGCAGCUGGCUGCCGUGCGAAGUCCAGCCCACCCGUGACCGCGAGCACCUCUUCCUGCUGCUCAUGGUGAGAGUGAACCCUUACCACAGCGUCGCGGUCCAGGCCCUGGUGGACUCAGGGGCCAGCGCCAACUUCAUGGAUGAGAGGUUUGCCCAAGAGCACUACGUCGAGUUGUACGAGAAACCCUACCCACAGCCCAUCCACACCAUGGACGGCUCGAUGAUUGGCAACGAACCGGUCUGGCUCCACACCGAGCCCCUGGUAUGCAUUCAUCAGAACCACCAGGAGUCCAUUGAAUUCGACAUCGUUCCCUCACCCAACUUCUCCGUGAUCUUGGGCAUCAACUGGCUCCGAGUCCACACCCCCGAAGUUGACUGGGCCCAUGGCCGCUGCACCUUCCACUCUCCCUACUGCCUGAAGAACUGCUUCCGCCCGCCCCCGCCGUGCAUCGCGCUCGAGAGACAUGCCGUAAGCCUGCUGCCCGGACUGCCGCCCCAGUACUCCGACCUUGCCGACGUGUUCAACCCGAAGGAAGCAGAUGAUGAGACUUCCGACCAGCCAAGCUCAGACGGAUCCGAUGAUCUUUCUGAAUCAGAGCCCUCUGAGCUUCAGCAGGCUGGAGACAGUGAUCACAGCGACACCUUCUACGAAUGUCCCUCUUCGGCUCCUUGGGAACCUGUGGAUGCUGGGAUGCAAGAAACAGCCAGGCGGCGGGAUGGAUCCGGGAACCUGCAGGGCAUGCUCACCGACAGACAGGACAGCGUACCCGCGAUUCCAGAACUGUUCAACCACUUACACGGAGCUACAUGGUUUACAAAGCUGGAGCUGCGCGGGACCAUUGUGGAGGGGAGCACAAAGAUACAGCAAGCAGAGGACGUGUGGAAAGUGGCGUUCGGGGUGGAACUCCAAAAGGCAGAGAGCUACCAGCCCUUCGUGGUGUGCUCAGACCCUCUCAUCCCUCAGAGCACGUUGCAGUGCAUCCUGGGAGACAUGCUGGGCCGCUCUGUGCUCUCCUACGGACACGACGUCCUGAUCUACUCCAUGAGCCAGGAGGAGCACUUCCAACACGUCCGCCAAGUCCUGGUCCGCUUCCGGCACCACCACGUCUACUGCUCCCUGGACAGGAGCCAGUUCCACCGGCACACUGCCGAGUUCCUGGGAUUCGUCCUGACCCCCAAAGGGGUGAGGCUGAACAAGAACAUCGUGAACACCGUCACGGGCUACCCGAUCCCUGGCUCUAAGAAAUCCCUGCGACACCUGGUGGAAUUCGUCUUUCCCUACCGCAACUUCGUGGAGCGCUUCGCCCUCAUCGCGGAGCCCCUGGUGCGCCCGCUGCUGACCACCUGCCCCCUCCGCUGGGGGGACGAGCAGCAGGAGGCCUUCGAAUGCCUGAAGCGGGCUUUCCGCAAGGCACCCCUGCUCCACCACCCGAAGCGCCAGAAACAGUUCUACUUGGAAACAGGCAUCACGGAGACCGCCCUGCACGCCGCCCUCAUCCAAGUGGACGAGCACACCGGCAAGAGGGUGUUCUGUGCUUUCUACUCCCGCAUCAUCACCCCCAUGGAAGUCGACUGUUCUGAAGUGGAAAUGAGGGUUCUUCCCAUCCAGGCUGCCUUCACAGUGUGGCGCAGCUACCUGGAGAACACCGAGGAGCCCAUCAUGAUCCUUCUCAACACAGAGGAUCUAGCCUCUCUGAAUAAUGACAGGCUCACCGUACUUCUCCCGGGGCACUGGAUCCACGUCUUCUCCCACUUCCACUACGACGUCAUGGAGAUGCCCGAACAAGACAGCGACUGGCCUCUGCCCAGGCGCAGCCCCCACCGCAGGCCGCGCCGGGCCCGCCCUGCCACCCGCACCCGGCGGCGCGGCGCCAGGGAAGGAUCCCUCAGGAUCCCGGAUGGGGAAGAGGAGGAGAACGAAGAUGCCCCUGCCCAGGGGAGGGGAGCUGGGCAGGCCCAACAGCAAGACUUCCUAACUCAGCUCCAGCUUGACCAGAUAUUCUGCAGCCUCCUCGUCCACCUCAGCGUGGCCCAGAUCAGGGCCGUCAUCCUGCACUUUUUCCGAGGCCUGCUGUUCUGGAAGAACGCUCUGGCCACGGCGGCCCUGCUGGUGAUGCUGAGGGCCAAGCAGCGCCUCCCGCUGCUGCCCGCACCCAGCACCGCGCUGGCACUGUCUCCAGCCAGGCCCUCCCUGCGCCUCAUCCUGGACUCGUCCUUCCUCACAAACCGCGGCAUCGCCGCGGCCAUCACCCAGCUGCUGACCCGGAUGCCCCGUCUUGGGGGCACUGAGGCGGUCCCGGCCGAGGGUCGGGCUGAGCAGAGGGCCCUGGUGCCCCGGGCCUCCCGGGUCCUAAACCUGCCACCUGAGUUCCAGAGGAUGCUGUGCGAGCGCUUCGGGGUCCGAGUUACCCCCCGAGGAGGACCCCAACGCCUCCGGCUCGGGAGCCGCUACCUGGAGCUGCACGUCGUCGGGAGUGAUGUCGUCUUGCGAGAAGCCCUGCAAGACGACCUGCAACGAUACCGUCAGUGUGGCCUGCAUGACGGCCUGCAAGACACCUCGCAGGACGCGCAGGCGGACGACGUGCAGGGCGGCGCGCGAGGGGAGGAUGCCCCAGGGGACCAGGAGCCGGAGGCUGCGGCCUCCGACCCCAACCCCGCCCGCCAGGAGCCCCAGCAGGCCUCUGGGGGGAUCCUCAGCUUCCUGCACAGCCACCUGUCCCGCUCCCCAGAUCAGCGCCCCCUGGCUCACCAGGACCCCGCGGCCAGGACCCUGGCCCACUUCCUGGCCAUGAUCUGCGCGGAGGCCCCGCUCCCGCGCCGGGGCAGACAGCCCAGGGGCGGGGCGAGGCUGGAAGAGCUCCCCGAGGAUGACGAGGAGCAAGACAAUCACUAA
This is a messenger RNA of Molossus molossus (Pallas's mastiff bat), 4026 nucleotides long. RefSeq names its product retrotransposon Gag like 1 (gene RTL1). The transcript has a single exon. The record is from RefSeq and is a predicted model, not a curated record. Lineage: Eukaryota; Metazoa; Chordata; Mammalia; Chiroptera; Molossidae. The coding region runs from base 1 to 4026 and encodes 1341 amino acids.